Phytophthora nicotianae INRA-310 is the source of this 2323-nucleotide messenger RNA. RefSeq lists its product as hypothetical. Lineage: Eukaryota; Oomycota; Peronosporomycetes; Peronosporales; Peronosporaceae. The transcript has 2 exons. The record is from RefSeq and is a predicted model, not a curated record. Bases 48 to 383 code for a protein of 111 amino acids.
UGGCAGAAAUGUUUUGAAAAAUAUUGUUUUAUCCCAUUGUUAACAGCAUGGGAUCUCUGCUCUUCAACGCUGCGCUGCUAGGCGGCGGCUUCGUGCUGGGUCGUGUGCCGUUGCUGCCGCUAGCGGCACAGAUUCUUGACGAGCUCAGUGCGCUUUCUACUUCUCGCAAGAUUGUCAUGGCAACGCUUCUGGUACUGCUAGUAGCUCUCUACGUGCUCGGAGUUUUAUUGCCAUUGCGCUGGAUCGCGUCACAGGAAGCUCAGAAGGCUGCGAGACUGGAGCAUCCCGAACCCACGUCGUUCCGCCGAGAAUUGCGACGUCGCGGCAGCUACAGCAUGGGCUACGUGACAGACAUAAAGGCCCACGUAUUUGCUCGCUGUUGAGAGCGUAACUAGAGUAGAAUAGACGGUAAAGAAAGAAAUUAAUUGGUGUAGUGUCUGUUAGGUUAUUGAUCUGGUAGUGGAGAAGGCAGAGGACUAGAAGACGACUUUUUCCUGGAGAAGAGCUUGGCCAACGAACGUUUGGCCUUCACCUGCUUAGGAUGAGUAUCCGCUGAUGUUGGAGUAGAUGGAGCCGAGGAAUCGGCGUCGUAGUGGUCACUGGACACGGAGCCGCGUCGAGCGUACAGAAGUUCCGUCGGUCGGAAGGAGGACGUUCUGGGAGUCUCCUCCGAGUCCUUAGCUUUGACGUCAGGAGAGGCUUCUGUCUGGAUUGCUAGAGGCACGACUGCGCCAGUGUGUGAUGGCCCGAUGGCAGUCAACGACGAUACCGUCGUGGAUAGCGACUUGAGAGGCGCCAGAGCAUCGAACGCCGCCCAUCGAGACGGAUCGAACUGGUCUCGUAAGAAAUUGCCGAUGUUGGUAAAAUUACGCCCAACCUGAGAGAGUACGUCCAGCACGAUGUCGCGUCGAAUCCGCAGUAAGAGAUCCAUGGGGGAGCAUGUCUUGUCACAGUACACAAGAGCUCGAGUUUUGACUUCAAAGCCUCGCAUGUCUUCCAAAGCUUGAGGCUGCGACGCAUGGGCUAGAUGAAGGUGGGGUGUGCUGCUAUUGCCCAAGUUGCUCUUCUUGUUCUUGAAGGUCAGCACCACCUCGACUGCUCCCAGUCGGAUACGCUUGAACAGAAUACUGUUCUUGGCUCGAUCUUUCGUAUCGUUGAUAUCUCGCUCUGCAGAGUCAGUAUGCUGCUCAGCUUCAUCGGACGAGUUGAAUAAUGGCAACUCGUUCGACUCGGACAAGUUUGCAAGCUUCGCGAUCCAUUGCGAUGGGUCCUCUGGUAUGUUGUGGAGCGUUGAUCCUUUGGUUUUACGGCCAGAAGGCAGCAGAUCUUCGUCACGGUGAGUACGUCCAAGACUCAGAGGGUGUGCAGCAGCUUUACCAGCGACCUUGACAGCCUUAAUGAUAGCCGAACCAACUCGUCCAUCGCUAGAACUACUCGUUCGAACCUGCAAGAAUUGAGAUCGUACUUCUUCUCGUUGGACAUCUUUGGUGCUACUGGAGGUGUCAGGGGGUGAGAAGAACGCUACCAAUUGCAUGAUCACCUCCUGUGUGAUGCACACCUGAAUCGGAUGCACGUUGAUCUCGAAAUGCUGGACAACGGUGGUCCCUCUCACAGGCUUUGCGAUCUCAGCAUCAAUACGAAAGAACAUAUCGUCUCCUUCCCACGAUCGAGAGUACACUGGCAGUAGUAAAUCUGGAUAAGGGGUUACCGGGCUGAGGUUGUUGACGGAUAAAUCUUGCAAUGUGAGCGCGAAUUUACCCGAGUGAUCCUCAAACAACUGCAUCUUGAAGCUCAAGGAACCUACUUGUGCCCGGAUAAUAUCAACAUUCUCACCGCUGAGCGUCAAUGAAGCGCGAUCGAGCGUAAAUUCCAAAUCCAAAUUGGGCAACGGGCUUGGUUUUAGUUGUUUCUGGACCUCGCUAGCCAUUAAACGAGUCAAUUCGGAAAGCACCUCGUACUGUUGAGUCAUCUGCUGCAGCUCAUCCGUAACCUGUUCGUCCUCGUAGCGAGUUGUGGUCGUAGAGCCAACCAUACCAAUGUUUGUUGCUACUGAAGAUACCGACGCCGACGACAUGUUUCGUCUUCGAGACAUUGGCGGUGUUUCGACCUCAAAUAGUAGAUUUCGAGUACUCUCUGUGGCAGUCAUCGCUCGUUCACUCCUGCGGUAAUCCCAACCACACAUUUGUCGCCAUUCCAGCGCAGCGAUUUUCCACUUUAGUUGCUUUUGUAACGCAACAAGUUGAUGCAGAGAACGCUCACGACGCGGAGCUUCUCUCAGAUAGCUAUGGAGAAGAUGAGAUCGAUCUUGACUCUUCUUCUCAGC